Phycodurus eques (leafy seadragon) is the source of this 10941-nucleotide messenger RNA. RefSeq names its product insulin-like growth factor 1b receptor (gene igf1rb). Lineage: Eukaryota; Metazoa; Chordata; Actinopteri; Syngnathiformes; Syngnathidae. Bases 905 to 5143 code for a protein of 1412 amino acids. The transcript is spliced from 21 exons. Gene Ontology annotation, molecular function: phosphatidylinositol 3-kinase binding; insulin receptor activity; insulin receptor substrate binding. Gene Ontology annotation, biological process: multicellular organism development; insulin-like growth factor receptor signaling pathway; positive regulation of kinase activity. The record is from RefSeq and is a predicted model, not a curated record. Gene Ontology annotation, cellular component: insulin receptor complex; axon; membrane.
UCUUUGCGAGUGGCGCUUGUGUUUACAGGCAGACUGCAGACCGAAGCGAGGCAAGGAGACAGACACUGCGCCGGGUAAAUCUCGUCUGGCGACGCUCUGUGACCUGCUGUCUACCGACUGAGGACCAUUAUUUAUAUGUACCCACACCCGAGGCGGUGUUAAAGGACGUGUAAAAGCAUAUACCUGGUGGUGUAGUCGUACAGGAGGAUGAAUUGCAGCCACAACAACAACGCGGUGAGUCCGUGCGUGAUGAGCGGCUGAAGGAGGAGGAGGAGGAAGAAGGAGGAAGGAGGAGAGGUAGACUGCGGUCUCCUACAAACACACACGCUACUAGGCUGAUUUUUUUCCCCCCCUCUCUCCAAACAAUCUCGCCUUCUUCAGGCAACAGGACUGUUUUUUGACAUGUAAUCCAAGUUUUCAAGGGAAGAUUUGACUCCGGAUGAUACAAACGCCAGCACCAGCGGGACGUUAUGCGCCCCCACCCCACGCCGCCACCACUACGACAUGGAGCGUGAAGAUGCGGAUUACACAGGAAUCCCCGUUGCUCCCCGUUGAGUCAUAUCGGUCCCGUCGCCUUCACCUACGCGGUGUGCCUGUCGCCGGCGUUUAAGAGCAAUGUGAAGAGAUUUACACCGGGGCGAGUGUGUAAACGCUGAUUUUCCGAACGGGCUUUCGUCACUGCUAGCUCGUGGCUGCUAGCCCAUUAGCUCCAUUAGCCGGCUAGCGGCUAAAAGGCGCAGGCUGAACAUUUAACAGGCUUCUUCCCUUCCUCACACGUCACCCAGAAAUAACCCUGAGAGUUUGUUACACGGACUGACGGACGCCACCCUCCUCAACCCCCUUACGCCCCCUCGACGCGCGUAUUUAUUUACAGGUUUUCGGCCGAGGAUUGACGUCUCCGGGAAUGAGGGCUCGAAUGGAAAGGAGCCGUUUGACCUUGUUUUGGGGUCUGAUGCUGGCCGUGUUGUCCUGCCUCCGGCCCGCCGCAGCAGAGAUUUGCGGACCAAGCAUUGACAUCGGCAAUGACAUCAGCGAAUUCCGGCGUCUGGAGAACUGCACGGUGGUGGAGGGCUACUUGCAGAUCCUCCUCAUUGGCGACAAGAAUAACAAUCAGGAGAUCUUCCGCUCGCUCAGCUUCCCCAACCUGACUGUGAUCACAGACUACCUGUUGCUUUUCCGGGUCUCCGGCCUGGACAGCCUGAGCACACUGUUCCCCAACCUGGCCGUGAUCCGUGGCCGCAACCUCUUCUACAACUACGCCCUGGUCAUCUUCGAAAUGACCAGCCUGAAGGAUAUCGGUCUGUACAACCUCCGUAACAUCACCCGCGGCGCUAUCCGCAUCGAGAAGAACCCGGAGCUGUGCUACCUGGAUUCUGUGGACUGGUCGCUCAUCAUGGACGCAGAGUUCAACAACUUCAUUGCCGGAAACAAGCAGUCCAAAGAGUGCAGCGACGUGUGCCCGGGCAUCAUGGAGAACAACCCGCAAUGUCGCAAGACAAUGUUCAACAACAACUACAGCUUCCGCUGCUGGAACUCCAACUAUUGCCAGAAAGAGUGCCCGGACAAGUGUGGACGACAAGCGUGCACGGUGAGCGGCGACUGCUGCCACGCACAGUGCCUGGGCAGCUGUAGCAUGGCAGGCAGCGACACCUCCUGCGCCGCCUGCAUGCACUACUACCACCAGGGCCGCUGCGUGGCCGACUGUCCCCCCGGCACCUAUAAAUUCGAGGGUUGGCGCUGUGUCAGCAUUGAGUUGUGCUCCAGAGUCCACCUGCCCGACUUUGACAGCUUCGUCAUCCACAAGGGCGAGUGUAUGUCCGAGUGCCCCUUCGGGUACACGCGCACCGCCCCCAACAGCAUGUCCUGCACCGCUUGUGAUGGCCUGUGCGAUAAAGUGUGUGAGGAGAAGGUCAUUGACUCCAUGGACGCUGCACAGUCCCUGAAAGGCUGUACGGUUAUCAAAGGCAAUUUGCAAAUCAACAUCCGCAGAGGCCACAACAUGGUGGCUGAGCUGGAGAGUUUCACGGGUUUGAUCCAGAGGGUGACUGGCUACGUGCGCAUAAGACACUCUCACACACUCAGCUCACUGGCCUUCCUACGCAGCCUGCGAUACAUCGAUGGCGAGGAACUCCUGGACGACAUGUACGCCUUCUCAGCGUUCGACAACCAGCAGCUGCAGUACCUGUGGGACUGGAAGCAACACAACCUCACCAUCAGAAGCGGGAAGCUGUUCUUCCGGGCCAACCCCAAGCUCUGCGUGUCGGAGAUCCAGAAGAUGUGGGAGCAGACGGGCAUUCCAGGGCGCUUCGACGAAAGUGACUUUCGCAACAACGGCGACCGAGCCAGCUGCGAAAGCACCAUCCUGCAGUUCAAGUCCAACACCACUAGCAGCACCAGGAUCAAGCUGACCUGGCAGCGCUACCGCCCCCGAGACUACAGAGACCUCAUCAGCUUUAUCGUUUACUACAAAGAGGCGCCGUACCAGAACAUCACCGAGUUCGAGGGGCAGGACGGCUGUGGCUCCAACAGCUGGAACAUGGUGGAUGUGGAGCUUCACCAGGAUAAGGACACAGAUCCUGGCGUUCUGCUGUCUGGCCUGAAGCCUUGGACGCAGUACGCUGUCUUUGUCAAGGCCAUCACGCUCAUGGUAGACGACAAGCAGGUUCCCAGUGCCAAAAGCAAGGUGGUGUACAUCCGAACCAGUCCCUCAGCGCCCUCCAUGCCUCAGGAUGUGCGUGCCUACUCCAACUCCUCCACCCAGCUGGUGGUGCGCUGGCUUCCCCCAGUGUCCCCAAACGGCAAUCAAACGUACUACCUGGUGCGCUGGCAGCAGCAGGCUGAAGACCGAGAACUGUAUCAGCACAACUACUGCUCCAAAGAGUUGAAGAUCCCUGUAAGGAUGGCAGCGAUCGGGGUGGGGGACCAGGAGGAUGACACCAAGCCUACAAAGUCGGACCCCGAUGGCUCCGACAAGGGCCCCUGCUGCCCCUGCCCCAAAUCGGUGGAGGACCUGGAGGCGGAGGCCGCGGACGCCUCCUACCGGAAAGUCUUUGAGAACUUUCUCCACAACUCCAUCUUUACACCCAGGCCACCGGAUCGUCGGCGUCGAGAUCUAUUCAGCAUCGCCAACGCCACCCACUCCCGACGCGAGCGCCAGCCUCACUCUAACACCAGCACCACCCCUCCCCUGCAAGCUUCUGCCAACAGCAGCAGCGUUGACCCAGAGAUGUCAGAGCGCGAGUUCGAAUUCAUGGAGCAGGCAGUGACUGAGCGUGAGCUGCAGAUCUUGGGUUUGCAGCCGUUCACAGUGUACCGCAUCGAUGUACACGCCUGUAAUCGGGAGGUGCAGCGCUGCAGCGCCGCUGAGUUUGUCUUCUCCAGAACCAAACCGGCAGAAAAGGCAGAUGACAUUCCUGGUCCGGUGUCUUGGGAGGGCCAAGAAGACUCUGUGGUACUGCACUGGCCUGAGCCGUCUCACCCCAACGGCCUCAUCCUCAUGUAUGAGAUGAAGUUCAAACUGGGUGCAGAGACUGAAAAGCAUGAGUGCGUGUCGGGUCAGAUGUAUCGGGCACAGCGUGGUGUCCAUCUGUCCAACCUGAGUCCAGGCAACUACUCGGUGAGGGUCAGAGCGACGUCAUUGGCAGGGAACGGAUCCUGGACACGACCGUUAGAUCUAUAUGUGGCUGAACGAUAUGAACACUUCCUCUACGCCAUCGUAUUUGCCCCCAUCUUUAUCAUCAUGAUCAUCUGCUUCCUGGUCGGCGCACUCUUCGCCCUGAGCAGGAAAAGGAACAGCGAUCGACUUGGAAAUGGAGUACUGUAUGCGUCUGUCAACCCCGAAUACUUCAGUGCAGCUGAAAUGUACGUGCCAGACGAGUGGGAGGUGGCGCGAGAGAAGAUCUCCCUGAGCCGCGAGCUGGGCCAGGGUUCAUUCGGCAUGGUGUAUGAGGGGAUCGCUAAGGGCGUUGUGAAGGACGAACCGGAGACACAAGUCGCUAUCAAGACGGUAAAUGAGUCGGCCAGCAUGAGGGAGCGCAUCGAGUUCCUCAACGAAGCGUCCGUCAUGAAGGAGUUCAAUUGUCACCAUGUGGUGCGUCUCCUUGGGGUGGUGUCUCAGGGCCAGCCCACCCUGGUAAUUAUGGAGCUGAUGACACGAGGAGACCUCAAGAGCUACUUGCGCUCCCUCCGACCUAAAGAGCAACAGUGGUCCAGUUUGUCCCUGCCGCCCCUGAGGAUAAUGCUUCAGAUGGCAGGCCAGAUUGCAGAUGGCAUGGCAUACCUCAAUGCCAGCAAGUUUGUGCACCGAGACCUUGCGGCGCGUAACUGCAUGGUGGCCGAGGACUUUACCGUCAAGAUAGGAGACUUCGGCAUGACCCGAGACAUCUAUGAAACGGACUACUACCGCAAAGGCGGAAAGGGCUUGCUUCCCGUCCGGUGGAUGUCACCUGAGUCGCUGAAGGACGGCGUUUUCACCACCAAUUCCGAUGUCUGGUCAUUCGGGGUGGUCUUGUGGGAGAUAGCCACACUGGCAGAGCAGCCCUACCAGGGACUAUCCAAUGAGCAGGUGCUGCGCUUCGUCAUGGAAGGAGGCUUGCUGGAGAAACCGCAUAACUGUCCUGACAUGCUGUUUGAGCUGAUGCGCAUGUGCUGGCAGUACAACCCCAAGAUGCGUCCAUCCUUCGUGGACAUCAUCGGCAGCAUGAAGGACGAGCUGGAGCAGUCCUUCUGCGAGGUCAGUUUUUUCUACAGUGCUGAUAACAAGCUGGCAGACGGUCCGGCUCCGCUGCCACACCCGCACCAACCACACCCCGACAACAUGGACGGCAUCCCGUUAGACACGCCACUGCAGAUGCCACCCUCACCCAGCUCCCACCUUCCACCCGGGCCAUCGCUAGCCCCCGGCUCGCCAACACGGCCCUGCACGGACAAGGAGCCCGUUGGGCACCAAUCAGCUAACGGGUUGACGUCAUCAACAUCAUCAUCUUCUGCGAAUGUGGCGGUGGGGGCAGGGGCACCGCCUAACGGGACCAGCUCAGUGGCCGCCAUGCAGGCAUCCCUGGACGAGCUUCCGCCCUAUGCCCACAUGAACGGGGGACGCAAAAACCAGCGUGCCAUGCCCCUCCCUCAGUCGUCUGCCUGCUGAUUGGACGGAGCAAAGACUCAUGGGAAGUCAAACACCUAUUCUGCUGUACUGCUACCCUUUUUUGUUGCUGCUGUUGUACCGGACGCAACACUGCCCCCUUGCUGCCGAAAAAAAACACUACGGAGAGAGUAGCUUGUUUUAUAAAUGCUUUGUUACAUUUUUUUUUUUUUUUUUUUUAAGAGUGUCCUUCGGGGAGGAUUUCGGUCCAUAUUGGGGCGGGCAUUAUGGAAGCAUACUUAACGGGAAAAGAAGCACUUAAAGAGAGGGAGGUCCUCGAUGUAUGGAUGUAACGGUUGGUACAGUAAGGACGUAAAAGGGUGCAAAAAAACAACAAGAAAACUCCAUUUUGAUACUUUGGUUUCCAUUUUGAUACUCUAUUUUGUUUUCCAUAUCAAAAUCUGAGCCACUAAUCGUCGCAAAGUGCUGCGAAUCAAUGUCAAAACACUACAACCAUGACUUUUCUUUCUUUUUUUUUUUUUUUCUAUUGAGCAUUUACAAUACAAAAAAUGUCAGGAAAAAUAGUGAAAAACUGCACGAAAAAUGACACAAAAUGAUGCGAAUAGUACAUACAAAAAACGGCAAAAAUUGAAGCGGAAAAAAAAAACAGCUUUAGAUACUCCUCCAACAUUGUGCUCGUUGGUACGAUAAAAAGGCUUGAAAACAUUUAAAAAAAUGGUGGGAUACUUUCUGUACUGCGCCAAGGGAGGUCCUCCAUGUUGCUCCCUUUGUGCUCAUUGGUACGAUAACAGCGAAAAUUGCACGUAAGCAUCCACAAAAAAAGAGAAAACUAGUUUUUGAUACUCUGGACUCCAUUUUGAGUCUUCAUUUUGUCUCAGUGAAAAAUGAAGACUCAAAAAAAAUUUAGGCUCAAAUCUGAGCCUCAAAUUGUUGCUGCAAAGUGCGGCAAAUUGACGUCAAACAUCAUGACUUUGUUGCUAGUUUUAAAGAGCAUUAAAUGAGGAUCCAUUUUUGGGCAGGCGUUACGGAUACUUACGGGAGAAUAAGCUGUUAAAGAGGGAGGUCCUCUAUGUUGCCGGGCAUUGUGCUGGUUGGUACGAUAACGGUCCGAAAAAUGGUGAAAAACAACGUGCCAAAACAACAUUUUGAUACUGCGGUCCCAAUUUUGAUGCUCCAUUUAGUCUUAACAUUAAAAUCUGACGAUAAUUCAUCACAAAGUGCUGCGAAUCGACGUCAAAAGACUCACUCUCACUCAUUAACAUGAGCACAACUUUUUCUCAGUCGUUUUCAAGAGCAUUUAUGCAAAGAGGGAGGUCCAGCAUUGUGCUCAUUGGUACGUCAACAAUGAAAAGCGGUGUGAACACCUACAAAUAAUAGCAAAAAAUGAUGUGAAAAGACAUUUUUACACUCUGCUGAGGGACCUCCUCCAUGUUGCCACCAUUAUGGUGUUUGGUACGAUAAUGAAAAAAAUGGCACAAAAACCUACAUUUUGUUCUCAGUGUUGCCAUUAUUGUGUUCAUUGGUACAAUAAUGAUGUAUUGCUGCAAAAACAAACAAAAAUUGCAGUAAAAAAGCAUUUUGAUACACCAUUUUGUCUCUACAUCAAAGUUUGAGCCAUACAUUUUUGGAAAGUGGUGCAUUGUACUGCGAUUCCAUGUCAAAAAACUCCUAAAGUAAGUCUUGGUCAUGUGAUUAAGGUUUUUUUGUUUAGUUUUCAGUAGGAUUUAUACCAGUUUUUGUUUUUUUGCUUGUUGGUUUCAAUAACAACAAAGAAGAACAUGAAAAUGAAAAACUGGGCAAAAGCCUACAAAAACAACAUUUUGAUAUUGCGGUCUCCAUUUUGUUACGCCAUUUUGUCUCAACUUCGAAAUCUGAGCCACAAAUUGUCAUGGUGGUUUUAUUAAGGGUUUUUUCCCCCCAAUGGUUUUCAAUAGCAUUUAUGCCAGUUGUUUGUUUGGGUGUGACUUUUUCAACCUUCUUAUUUGGUCCCCAUGUUCAUCUUGUACAGAGAAAAAAGACUAGCUGCUAUUUUUCUUCUCUUGUGGUUGUAAUAUAAAUGGUGUGUGUGUGUGUAUAAAAAAAAUAAAUAUAUAUAUAUAUAUAUAUAUAUAUAUAUAUAUAUAUAUAUAUAUAUAUAUAAUGUGUGUGUGUGUGUGUGAAUCUAUGAGUAUAUAAGAGACCUUCAGGUUGAAUUCAUGAGCGUUUUCACUCCAGUUAGCCAUGUUUUUUUGGUUUGUCUAUUUUAUUUUUUGUGUUACUGAGCUGGUUUCAAAGAAUUAUGCCUGAUAUUGUGUUGAGAAAAGAGUCCCAAGUUAAAUCUCAGGGUUUUUCUUCCAUUUUAGGAUUUCAUUACAAUUGUUAGCUGCACUGCGCUCGAUUUUCGCCACAAUAUCACAGUAUAUGUCCUCUCUCAUUUUUAGGUAGCCUCUGCAGUCGUUCCCAUGCUCGUAGUCACGUGUUGUGGUCCAAUUUCUAUAUCACAAAAUGGUCACCAACCAUCAGUUAAAUUCACUGUUUGUGGUCUUCUGGUUUUUAGGUAACUGUCGCGCUAUCUUCUAUACUUUCCAAAUUUUACUAAUCACAUAAAAUGGAUGUUAAAGGUUCAUCACUAAAUGUACUAGCUUUCAGCUAACAGCCGCACGCAAUUGACAUUCCCAAAUCUUAAUAAUAACCUAAAAUGGACAUUAAUGGGUUUUUUUUCCCCGUUUGUUGUCUUUGUUUUCAGAUAGUGCAACUGUCUCCAAUGCCGGCUUUGUUUUUCUGACUCAAAAAACACUACAUUGUUGACACACUAUUUUUUUUUUCCACCAACCAUCAGUUGAAAUAACUUAAACUGUCUUAGUCUCUUGUUUUCAACUAGCCACUGCACUAGCUGCAGUGCUGCAGUGCUAGCUAAUAAACUGGCUGCCGAGCUAGCUGGCGUGUAUUCCUGACCUACAUAUUUGAGCCAGCCUCUUAUUUUUUUCCAACUUAAAGCAUUUUAUUCCUUUCAAAUAGACGUUUAUUGUUUUUGUUUUUUUACAACAAAUUACAUAUUUCAUCCUUGUUAUGUCCCAGACACUAUAUAUAGCUUGUGAGCUAGCUAAUGCUAACAAAUGGCACAUGCCACAAAAUGCCUUUUUAUUUAUUAAUUAUUAUUAUUAUUAUUUUUUUUUUAAACGUAACAUUUUCAGCUUGCGUCCAAGCUUAUGCCUUUCUCAAAUCAUGACGGCUAGCUCACUAAUGCUAACAAAUGAGAGUACACAUCAAGAAUAGCACUACAAAAUAGCAGCAUACAGUUUAGGAAUUGUAAUCAUCCCAAAAUGGAACAUACAUUUUUUUUAAGCACAGUACACUUCACUUUUUUAUUUUAUUUUUUUAUUUUUUUUUCGCGAGCGUCCAAGGCGCAGAUAGCUUCUGUAGUAGCUGACCACGUUUAGUUUAGCUGGCUAGCUAGCUAAAGCUAAUGAAGACAUUAAGUCAUGAUGCACCCCUAUCAAUUUCAAAUAAAUCUCACAACAAAAUGGCGGCGGAGUACAGUACAUGGAUGCUAAUCAAUGCUAUUUGGAGGGACAUGGGUUGCAGUUAGUGGAAACGACUAAUGUUUCUGUUCCCUGGUAAAGUAAAUGGCUGAAUUAAUUUAUUUGUAACAUUUAUUGAAGAAAUAAUGACCAGCCCAGUUGUUUGUGUUUUUGUGUAUGUAAAUCACUGUACAGAAAUAGCUGGAGACUUUUUCUAUUUGUUUUGAUACAUUUUUGAGGGUUUUUUGCUACUUUUGGGGGACGGGAGAAGUUUUUUUUUUUUUUUCUCUCUCUCUCUCUCUCUCUCUCUCUCUCUCUCUCUCGUUCAUCCAUCUACCUCACUGUUGUUGUUUGUUUUGGUUUUUUUAUUCUGAUUAUUAUUAUUAUUAUGAUGCUUUAGCUUUACUUUAAUUUCACCAUUACAAACCGAACAGCAACACAGAAACAUAGUUACCUUUUUGAUGACAGCGCGGAUAAUUGACCAAUCAGAAUGCAGGAAGUGAACCUUGGGUCCGAGACUGUGAUUCUAAACUGUAGGAGGCGCUGUUGUACUGUUGUACCGUCUACGGAAGAUGUAGCUGGAUGGAAAUGGUCAAUAUUUCUGAUCGUUCAAUAAAAAGAGUAUUAGCACCACAGCAAAAAGUAAUAAGUCAUUAGAGAAAAUGAACACAGCAUAUAGAAGGGGAGGAUACGCUGUAACAUUACAUAGGAAAAAGGCAUUACGUUACUAGAAAAAAAAGCCAAAAUAUUAUGAGAAAAGUCGCUAUAUUGUGAAAAUAACAUUGAAAUAUUUGCUAUUAAAGCUAAUAUAAUCAAGAAAAGUCGAGUUACAAGAAAAAAAGUCUUGACUACUAAAUAAAAAUAAAAGUAGUCGGAAUAUUAGCAGAAAUAAGAAAAAAAUCCAAAGUUCGAAUUAUACAUUUAUAGAUGGUAAUAUUAUAUCUUCUUUUUCAUAAAAUAACUACACUUUCCUCAAAUUCCGACUGCAGCGCUUUUGUAAUAUUCUAGUUUUUUUUUUACAUUUUCAUGAUAUGACUCUCUCUUAAUAUUUUGUUAUUCUUCAAAUUUCUGAUUUUUUUUGGGGGGGGCGUCAUAAUAUUUUGACUCUCCUCUGACAACUUAAGUUGUAGCAUUAUAGAAACUAAUUCUUUUACAAUUAUGACUUUUUUUUGUAGCAUCACAGCAAUGAACAGCUCUGGUCAUGAAAAAGACUUCUCCGGAUAAUACAAAUGUAUUUUAAAUUUUGUUAUUUAACUUUAUUGUAACAUGACUACUUUAUUCUUGUCAUAUUAAGUUGUUUUUUUUCACCAAAUAUUUUAUUUCCACAAUGCUACUUGUUGUAAUAAUUUGACGUACUGUGGUAAAAUUAUGAUUUUUCUUGUAAUCUCCAACCUAAAACAUUGUUGAAUUGAAAUUGACUUUUUGUCUCAUAAUAUUUUGACUUUAUUCUGACAUUAGCUAUGACUUAAUGACUUUCCUAAUUUGACUUUUUUCAUGUAAAUUAGUUCUUUUUUUUCUCGCCCCUUACAAUGUGGCCCAAAUACACUACAGGCAUCAUGACAUAUCAGCAAAAGGGAGAAAAGAGGAUGUUAUUUGUGAAAUUGUAAAAUAAUGCAAUACAUCUCAACAUUUUUCUUCUGCCCAUGUUUCUGUUGCUGAUUGCAAAAAAAAAAAAAAAAAAAAAAAAAAAAAAACCUAUAACAGUCUCAAAUCUUCGCACAUUAAUGAGUAUGUGGAGGCACAUUUGUAUUCAACUGUACACAUUUGAAGCACGUUUUAAUGUCUUUACGACACAAUGUUGAGACUGAGUGUGUAUUUGGUGGCGGAUAUUUAGUUCUCCCCGGGGAGACAUUAACGUUAACAGAGGCCUUUGUGACAGAGUGGACCACAUCGCGUUUGGUUCGGUCGCUUGUUCAAAGAUGAAAAACAAUAGAAUACUGGCUUUAUGGCCAUUUUGACUUGUUGCCAUGGUGAUCACCAGGUACAGCUGGUUCUUUGGUUUAAAUGCAGUAGAAACAUAGCUAUAUGGGAUCCGAUGGGGUUUUUUUUGUUUGUUUGUUUUUUACUAGUGGAUGGCCUCGAGAAUUUUUUUUUAAAUUAUUAUUUUGACCUUUUCUUGCAUCCAUGGCCGAUAUAGUUUUGUACAUUUUUCCAAUAGCCUUCCAUCAAAACGUUAGACGGAGGUUUCAUUUUGAGUUUUUUCCCUAUUUUGUUUUGUACAUGUUUUCACAUAUAUUCCAGAGGGUUGAAAAUGUGAUGUUUUCAAAUUUAUUCCAGAGGGUGGAAAAUUAUUGGCUGAAGGAAAAAGAGAAUGUCUGUUUCUCUGGUUCUUGUUUUUUU